AUGUUUAUCUUCGUUUUCUUCUACGCAUUAAUUUCCCUGACAUCAUCUCAAAGUGGUCAGCACCAUUGGCAGCGUCGACCGCAACCGCUUUCGUCAGCUCAUCGAGGAUUUAGUCCUCCGUCCCAGAGACGGCUCUCGACAGCUGCCGUUGUUAACGCUCUUCCUACCGUUAGGUUGAAUGGCCAUUCUCAGCAACUACAUCCGGAUCUACUGGAUGCAAAAGCGUCCGAAAAUGGAGGUAUAAAAGCUGGAGCGUCGAUUUUUGCUGGAAAUAUGUCCAAGGAAUUUCUUACGGAUAUAUCUGACUAUAUCUACGGUCUGAUGUCCGGGAAGCCACAAACACGAUUACAUCGAACGCGAUCUCGUGCGCUACAUGCAGCGCGUCAAAGCGACGAAGUUCUUGACUAUGAGGAUGAGGCGAAGGCGAGGGACGCGGCCGAGGAGCGAGUGUUGGCGAGUCGACGAAGUAUGGCCGUAGUGCAGUCGCGUCCACGAACGGCUGUUCCGCCGCCGCGGCCGGCGUCGCUUCGCCGACGACCGAACGGAAUCAGUAGACGAAGACCUGCGAAUUCUCAUCGGACCGCGGAUUCACCUUCCGCCACUGCUCGGAAUAGGGCCGGUAGCCGGCGACGGUUACGUGCCGGUGGAGUGGCAUAA
Necator americanus (New World hookworm) is the source of this 657-nucleotide messenger RNA. RefSeq lists its product as uncharacterized. The transcript has 2 exons. The coding region runs from base 1 to 657 and encodes 218 amino acids. The record is from RefSeq and is a predicted model, not a curated record. NCBI's taxonomy places the organism in Eukaryota, Metazoa, Nematoda, Chromadorea, Rhabditida, Ancylostomatidae.